AUGGCAGAUUCGUCCAGUGAUUCAGACAACUUCCUUAGGGCUCGAGUAGGAAGGCGGCCACCUUUGCGAGCAUCCCACGGCAGAGCUUGGAACUAUGGUGCUGAAGAAGUCACAGAGAAGAUCCACACUUUAGCAAGCACUUUACAGGAUGCCAACAGAAAUCUAAGACACGUUGACCAUUUGCUAGGACAAUACAGAGAAUACAACAAGGAACAAACCGAAGAAAUAGCAACUCUAAAAGAAACACUGGAACAAUCUAUAGGUCAUCUAAGGAGCCAACGAUUAAACCGAAACUCUGGAAUGAGAAGUGCUUCUCUCUCAAGCUUAUACCCUAGCGAUCUGGAUGGAGAAGGAGUGUCAGGGAACUGCCACUUCCUGCCUACUUCUCCUCUCAGGGACUAUGGAGACUCACAGGGCAAUAAACAUCAAAGAUCUAGAUCUGCAAGUGUUCGAUUUGUCCAUGAGGCAGAUAAUUUGGACCAGCUGCAUUCUUUCCACCAGUCUCUUCGAGAUCUCAGUAGUGAGCAAGUUCGCCUAGGAGAUGACAUCAGUCGGGAGCUUUCAAGAAGAAAUCGGACUGAUGCUGAAUUAAGAAAGACUCUAGAAGAAUUGUCUGCAAAGCUCACUGAGUCCCAAAGACAAGGAACGGUAUCAGAACGGGUAGAGAGAAGACUGCUGGAGAUAGAACAGGAAAUGCGUGCUGAAAGACAGCUGGUAGAAAGGCGCCAGGAUCAACUGGGACAUAUGUCUCUUCAGUUACAAGAGGCUUUGAGGAAGCAAGAUGCUAAACUAGAUGAAACGGAACUCAUGAAAAAUAAACUUGUGAAAUAUGAAAGAGAAAAGAACCAACUUGAGCAGGAAUUGGAGCAGUCCCGGAAACAGUUGAGUGAAUCAGAAGGCAGUAGAGAAGCACUUUUGCAUCAGAUUGAGGAUCUUCGUUCCCGACUCUGGAGAGCAGAGGAGGACCGCGUGGAGCUGCAACAGCGAAUCUCCCAUGGCGCUAGGCACCGCCACAGCCACCAGGACGCACAAGCUGAUGACAGGGGAAUUAGAACAGUUGCUGAAAGAUACGAGAGAGAGAAGCAAGAACUGGAGAAACAUAUUUUGGAGCUUAAGGCAAAGCUGAGUCAUGAUGCUGUCGUGUCAGAGAUAGAAGAACUGAAGAGAUGCAUAGAGCGUAAGGACAAGGAGAAAGCACAGCUUGUAACACACAUACAG
Messenger RNA from Merops nubicus (carmine bee-eater), 1218 nucleotides. It is a transcript of the gene CEP128, whose product is annotated as centrosomal protein 128kDa. The annotation marks the transcript as partial. Lineage: Eukaryota; Metazoa; Chordata; Aves; Coraciiformes; Meropidae. The transcript is spliced from 11 exons. The record is from RefSeq and is a predicted model, not a curated record.